This is a messenger RNA of Myotis brandtii (Brandt's bat), 1672 nucleotides long. RefSeq names its product zinc finger and BTB domain containing 7B (gene ZBTB7B). Gene Ontology annotation, molecular function: RNA polymerase II cis-regulatory region sequence-specific DNA binding; protein binding; DNA-binding transcription factor activity, RNA polymerase II-specific. The record is from RefSeq and is a predicted model, not a curated record. Gene Ontology annotation, biological process: regulation of transcription by RNA polymerase II; positive regulation of gene expression. Lineage: Eukaryota; Metazoa; Chordata; Mammalia; Chiroptera; Vespertilionidae.
GAGAAGAUGGGGAGCCCCGAGGACGACCUCAUUGGGAUUCCGUUCCCCGACCACAGCAGUGAGCUCCUGAGCUGCCUCAACGAGCAGCGCCAGCUGGGCCACCUGUGCGACCUCACCAUCCGGACGCAGGGCCUUGAGUACCGCACCCACCGGGCCGUGCUGGCUGCCUGCAGCCACUACUUCAAGAAGCUCUUCACCGAGGGCGGUGGCGCCGUCAUGGGGGCUGGGGGUGGCGGCGGGACAGCCGUGGGGGGAGCAGGGGCAGGUGUGUGCGAGCUGGACUUCGUGGGGCCCGAGGCUCUGGGAGCCCUGCUCGAGUUUGCCUAUACAGCCACGCUGACCACCAGCAGCGCCAACAUGCCAGCCGUGCUGCAGGCCGCCCAGCUGCUGGAGAUCCCCUGUGUCAUCGCCGCCUGCAUGGAGAUCCUGCAGGGCAGCGGGCUAGAAGCUCCGAGCCCCGACGAGGACGACUGCGAGCGAGCCCGCCAGUACCUGGAGGCCUUUGCCACUGCCACGGCCUCAGCCUCGGGAGUUCCCAAUGGUGGAGACAGCCCUCCACAGGCGCCUCCACCACCGCCCCCUCGGCCUGUCGCCCGCCGUAGCCGCAAGCCCCGCAAAGCUUUCCUGCAGACCAAGGGGUCCCGGGCGAACCACCUAGUACCUGAGGUGCCCGCAGUACCCACCCAUCCGUUGACCUAUGAGGAGGAGGAGGUGGCCGGCAGAGUGGGCAGCAGUGGGGGCAGUGGGCUGGGGGACAGUUACAGUCCUCCCACAGGGACUGCCUCACCCCCGGAGGGGCCCAUGAACUAUGAGCCCUUUGAAGGAGAGGAAGAGGAGGAGGAGCUGGUGUACCCCCCGGCCUACAGGCUGGCACAGGUCGGGGGGCCCCCGCUCUCCCCAGAGGAGCUGGGCUCGGAUGAGGACGCCAUCGAUCCCGACCUGAUGGCCUACCUCAGCUCCCUGCACCAGGACGCCCUGGCGCCAGGCCUGGAUGGCCAAGACAAACUGGGAGUACGCAAGCGCCGCUCCCAGAUGCCCCAGGAGUGCCCCGUCUGCCACAAGAUCAUCCACGGGGCAGGCAAACUGCCGCGCCACAUGAGGACCCACACGGGCGAGAAGCCCUUCGCCUGUGAGGUCUGCGGCGUCCGUUUCACCCGGAACGACAAGUUGAAGAUCCACAUGCGGAAGCACACUGGAGAGCGCCCCUACUCGUGCCCGCACUGCCCAGCCCGCUUCCUGCACAGCUACGACCUCAAGAACCACAUGCACCUGCACACAGGGGACCGGCCCUACGAGUGCCACCUGUGCCACAAGGCUUUCGCCAAGGAGGACCACCUGCAGCGCCACCUCAAGGGCCAGAACUGCCUGGAGGUGCGCACCCGGCGGCGCCAGCCGUCCCCCGCGGGCCUCGACCUCUCCAACGGCCACUUGGACACCUUCCGCCUCUCUCUGUCUCGAUUCUGGGAGCAGUCAGCCCCCACCGGGCCCCCCGUCUCCACUCCAGGGCCCCCUGAUGACGAGGAGGAGGAGGGGGCACCCACCACUCCGCAGGCUGAAGGUGCCAUGGAGUCCUCUUAAAGAGGGAGGAGCGGCCGGCUGGAGCAGCACACGCGGGCCGCCCAUGCCAAGCAGUGGGAGCCUGCAGGACAGACAGAGCUGGGGUCAGAGCACC